ACAGUAACCGUGAGUGGAACACAAUGUCUACAUUUUGCGAAGAAAUCCCAAAGGAAGAUUGCAAGAAAGCCACACAUUUUGGAAUAAAAGAAUUUCUCCGUUAUGGGAACUUCGUUCCACCACCUGAGUUUCCAAUGGCAGAAAGAUGGACUAAGGCUACAUACUUCCUUCCGGCGCACCACAGCAGAUAUAUGGAGAAAAUUGAGAAUUUUGAGGUACGUCCGAAUGAUAUUUGGGUGGUUACAUACCCCAAAAGUGGCACAACGUGGACACAGGAAAUGGUCUGGCAGAUUUGCAACGACUUGGAUUUUGAAAAGGGACAAGCAACAGGAUUGUAUGCACGAUUCCCGUUGCUGGAAAUGGGCUCAUUAACUCCCGAGCGGGGAACAGUUGAUACAGUGACUCGUAUAGCGCAGAGACCAUCACCUAGAUUUAUCAAGUGCCACUUACCACCGUCUUUGCUUCCUAGAAGUAUUUGGAAAGUAAAACCGAAGAUUAUUUAUACAGCAAGAAAUGCAAAAGAUCUAUUUGUAUCGUUCUAUCAUCACUACAGAAAUCUUCACGACUAUCAUGGAAAUUUUGAAGAGUUUUCUGAGAUUUUUAUGAAAGAUUUAGUUAUCUACGCUCCUUUCUACACCCACGUUUUAGAUUUCUGGCGAAUGAGAAAUGAAGAAAACAUUCUUUUCCUAACAUUUGAAGAAAUGAAAAGGGAUUUGCCCACUGUAAUAAAGAAAACUGCUGAAUUUCUUGGACAAUCUCUAAAUGAAAAGCAAAUUCAGGACCUUUCUGAGCAUCUAUCAUUUGAAAAAAUGUCCAAAAAUAAAUCUGUUGAUCUUGCCUUCGAAGUGAAAGAUUUUCUGCAGAAAAUGAACAUUGAGCGACUGGAUGAAGGCUUUCGAUUUAUUAGAAAAGGCCAAAUUGGGGGCUAUCGUGAUGACAUGUCCCCGGAAUUCAUUGAAAAAUUCGACAAUUGGCUUAAAGAAAAAUUGAAUGACCUGCAAGUGGAGCCUGAGAUAUGGAAAAUAUUUUUCCUUGAUGAUGUUCUAGGAAAAAAAAGCAAUUAAGACGUAAAAAAGGCUUUAUAAUGAGUUUAACUGGAUUAUAACAUUGUUUGCUUUAUUUUCACUGAGGAAUGACUAAAAUAAAUAAAAUUGGAUAUACGAUGAAA
Molecule: messenger RNA, 1168 nt
Organism: Lutzomyia longipalpis
Lineage: Eukaryota; Metazoa; Arthropoda; Insecta; Diptera; Psychodidae
Product: luciferin sulfotransferase-like
Exons: 4
Coding region: 24-1064 (346 amino acids)
Biological process (GO): sulfation
Cellular component (GO): cytoplasm
Molecular function (GO): sulfotransferase activity
Source: RefSeq, a predicted model, not a curated record